Molecule: messenger RNA, 1614 nt
Organism: Kalmanozyma brasiliensis GHG001
Lineage: Eukaryota; Fungi; Basidiomycota; Ustilaginomycetes; Ustilaginales
Product: Amine oxidase
Exons: 1
Coding region: 1-1614 (537 amino acids)
Molecular function (GO): oxidoreductase activity
Source: RefSeq, a predicted model, not a curated record
AUGGCAUGGCAAAGGCCAGCAUGGCUGGGCGGUUUGGGGCCCAGGAGCAACUCCGAGACAAAGGGCACCGGUGGGCCGUCGAAGCCAACGACCAAGCAUGGGCGCUCGAAAGAAGGCCAAUCGUCAGGCAGUAGCGCCACCACCCUGAUCUCGCGGUCGAGCAAGGCUGCUAAUGGUUCGAGCAUCAAGGUCUCUGCUGCCGACAAGCUGAAAAGGAGCGGCGACAUCGACGUGGUGGUAAUUGGCGCUGGCCUCUCUGGACUCAUUGCGGCGGACGAGUUGACGCGAGCCGGCCUCAAAGUCAAGGUGCUCGAGGCCAACGAUCGGGUGGGUGGAAGAACGCUGGAUAUGCGCCUCGACGAUGGCAAUGUGAUCGAAAUGGGUGGGCAGUGGAUCGGGCCUGGCCAGAACCAGAUCCUGGAGCUCAUCAAGGAGCUUGGUCUCGAGACUCAUAACACCUACGACGAGGGGCUCAGCAUCUACCGAUCCACCGAUGGCAGAGUCAAGCAGUACAAGGAGAUGAUCCCUUGCGGCAUCAUCCCGUCUCUUGAUCUCCUCAAGGCCACUCGCAAGAUCAACAGCCUCUCGAGAUCCGUGCCAGCAAAGACGCCAAGCGAGGCCAAGCACGCCCGCUACUGGGAUGAAAGGUCUAUAGGCUGCUGGAUUGACGACGCAAUGUGGACCUUCGAGGCCAAGCAACUGUUCCGCAUGGCUAUCAAAGCUGUCUACGCCGAAGAUGCGGAGUCCAUCAGCUUCUUGGAUCUCCUCGCGACUGUUGCAGGAGCAGGCGGUGACAUCGAGCAAGUGCUGAGCGAUGCGCAGACUACUCGCAUCGUCCAAGGCCCACAAUCUAUCAGCGAACGUCUUGCCGCUCGUCUGCCAGAUGGCGUCAUUCGACUCAACCAGAAGGUGCUGAACGUCCACAGGGCGAAGGACGAUGUUGCCUCGGCGGAGGAAGCUGUGUAUGAAGUCUCGACAACCGAGGGCCAACACUUCAAGGCACCCGUUGUCAUCGUCACUCCACCUCGGCCGUUGAUCUGCCAGAUGGACUUUCAGCCGCCACUGCCGUCGGGUCUCAUCCAGUACUACCGCCGUCAGCCCAUGGGCUCGGUCAUCAAGUUCAACAUCGUCUACUCGUCUCCUUUCUGGCGCGCUGCGGGUCUCAGCGGUGCUAUGAUCAACGCAGACGAGACGAGCCCUGUUCAAUUGACCUACGACAACUCGCCAGCCGACGCCAAGCAUGGUGUCAUCGUCGCUUUCGUUCUAGGCAACAACUCGCGCCGCUUCCUUCACCAGAACCCAGAUGCCGACACUCGCAAGCAGACCGUGCUGGACUUCCUCGUCACGCUCUUUGGCCCCGAAGCGAGCAAGGCCACAAAGGUGCUCGAGAUGAACUGGACUCUCGCGCCCUACGCCACUGGAGGCUACGGCUCUUUCAACCCACCCGGCGUUCUGACCAGCUUCGAAGAUACGGAACGCGAUGAGAUGUCCAAGGUCGGCAACCUCUACUUUGCCGGCGACGCCACGAGUGAGAUCUGGCAGGGCUACAUGGAGGGUGCUCUGCUCUCGGGCAGACGCGUAGCCAGCCGGAUCAUCUCGACCUUCGAGCCUUAG